Zerene cesonia (dogface butterfly) is the source of this 14540-nucleotide messenger RNA. RefSeq lists its product as uncharacterized. The record is from RefSeq and is a predicted model, not a curated record. Bases 1092 to 14117 code for a protein of 4341 amino acids. NCBI's taxonomy places the organism in Eukaryota, Metazoa, Arthropoda, Insecta, Lepidoptera, Pieridae. Gene Ontology annotation, biological process: regulation of gene expression. Gene Ontology annotation, cellular component: nucleus. The transcript has 9 exons.
UAAGACACAAGGAAGGUUGUGAUGAAAUAACGUACCUACCAUGGUUGAAGCUUGUUCAAACUACUAGUUAGUACCUAAUAAGGUCAUUAGGUGUCACAAAACGGCAUGAAAAUAUUGAAAAUAGAAUGAUAUUAAGUAGGAAGGUUAAGUUAAUUCAUUUAUUAUUUAUUAAUAAAGAAUAUCUUUUUCAACAUUUUGUAUGUAUUUCAAAUUUCAAUAUCUUCCAAAAACAGUCCGCCAAAUGUUAAUGUUUGAUAAUGACAUUACGUAUAUAUUAUAAAUACGUCAACUGAGAUACCUACUAACUAGAACGUUUUAUUAUAAAUUUUAAAAAAGGUUUCAUGUACAUAACACAUUGCACAUAAUUAUUGGUUUAUUACGCAUUUCAAACAUGUAUUUAAUUUUAAACAAAAACGACUACCUACCCAUUAUGUUAAGCAUUAAUGCAAUAAACUGUUUAGAACAUACUAAAAUACUUAAUAAUGUAUACUUUGUAUAGAAAUGACGACCAAAAUUCUCAUUAACAAUCGUGAAUACAUACUUUAAAUAAACCACUAUAUAAAUUUAUGACCACGAAAUAACACAACUUGACAAACGCGACUUUCAAGUGAUUACUGGUUGAUAACAAACGUGAUAAUUAAAAUUCACUACUAAAAUCUCACCAACGUUCACAGUUGACAUUUGAUUAGUAAAUGGCUACAAAUCCCGAUACUUUUAUUUUAAUCCUAUUCCCUAAGAUCUUUGCGACAGUGUAUAUAUACUAUCGAAAACACGAUUAUAUUUUUUUAAGUAUUCAAAUACAUAGCAGACACUUGUAACGAGCCGCGAGGCCGCUCGUCGAAUGAUUUCCGAACUGGCGCUGGUUGGCGCAGUGGGGCGCGGUGCUCGCGUCGCUUGCAUUCCUCAUUGCUGUGCAAUUUGAGCAGUGUCGUCGAAGCUCGAGACGCGAACAAAGGAGCGCCAAGGGACGAUCACGUUAACAUACUGAAGCAAAAUGUAUAAUAUAGAUAUAGUGUUCGUUCACCGUGAUUAUUAAUAUUGCUUUUGACUCUUUUAGUAUCUUGGUUUAUUAAAUUUAAACAGCCGCGACCAUGGAUUCGGAAUACGACAAAAAAUUCGAAGAAAUGAAGGAAUACAUUCCUUUUUUGGACAGUAUGAUCAAAAGACUGGAGAGCAACAGUGUGCCAUCAAACCCUCGACAGGCCCAGCUCGAUAAAAUAAGAUCUCUUAGAGAUUUACUACAGGAUAAGAAAAAAAGAAUGAAAAUGGAGAAUCUAUUAAAAUGCGAACAAGUAUUGAUCAAUUUAUACAAAAAAGUGGAACAGAGGGAAAUAAAACAAGAAAUUAAGAGUGAUAGCGAUUUGCCAACUAAAAGUUCAAACCUGAGCCAGGUUAGGAAUAAAUUAAAGUCGGUUGCAUCUAAGUUGAAUCAAGAUACAUUACCAGAAAUCGCUAGAGCGAAUGAAACUGAAGAAGUGGUUGUUCCUGGCAGUAAGGAACCCGCAUUAUUUCAAAGGCGGCCCAAUCUAAAAUCAAUUUCCCCUGCAAAACCUUUCAAUGAUUGUAAAGAUACAUCUCCAAACUCAUCAAAAAGAAACUAUACCCGCGUGCUUGUAUCACCAGAUCGGAGUUCAAAAAGAUGGCCUGACAGUGAGGAUACAAAAUCCGACAAACUACUAUUUAGUAGGCGCUCACCCCGCAGAAUGCCUCGUGCAGUUUCACCUACAUAUCAUAAAAAGGAAAGAAAAAAAGGAAAGGGCACUAAACAGGGCCAGUCGAAGGAUUUAAAUAUUACUCUCAAUGUACCAGAAGAAAAAUUAGGUUCCCUAAGCACAGAUGAUAUUUUAUCCAGAAUAAUCAAUUGCAGUGAUAACGAUGUUGAUAUUGCUACCUUACGUGAACUUCGCUCUCAAAUAUUAGGAGAACUGAAACAAACCGGCGUUGAAGAAGAUAUAUCGGAUUUAUUGCUAAAAUCUUGUAAUAAACAAGCUAUUAGUAAACAGACAAAGACAAAAGAUGAAAUUGAAGAAGGAGAGUUGUCUGAUAGCGAAAGUGAAGCUAUAGAAAGCAUAUAUGGCAGUUUAGUAAUAAUGGAUAAAGACAAAUCUACAAGUACCAUUAAAACUUCAUUAGGUAGUGAUCAAUCACGUAAAAUACAAAUUUGCCUUGUAAUCAAUUCGGAUAAAGGAGAUGUAGUAAAAAAUUCAGUAGAUGAAGUGCCAAAAACAGAUGCAAAUGUUGAUGUCUCUGAUUUUGAGUCAUUUGCCAUAGAAAAGAAACGUGACAGCGAUGAAAUGUCACCUCAAAAUUCUUCUUUGUAUGAAAACCAAAAAAUAACGGAAGACAGUGAAAGUACACAUGAAACAAAUAAUGAACAUAUUAAUGACGAUAAAAAGAAUGAAAUUGCGAAUGAUACUUCUAAUAGUUUACAAGUGAAUCAGAAUAUCGACGACGAUAAAAAUAAUGAAAGCGAUAAACCGAAUUCUCCUAAAUUCUAUAAACCUACAAAUGAAGAUGUCAAAGACUGUAAAUCAGAUUCGUCAGAUAAUCAAAAUAUAUCGACUAAUGCACCUACUUCGGCUCGUAAAAGUACAGAUUGUGUAAGUAUUGACGAAACAAAAUAUUCCUCUGAGACAAAAAGUACUAAUAUACCUCCAAGCGUGGAUUCUGAUGUGACUAAUGUUUUACCGAAUUUGCCUAGUAAAAAUGAUCAGUCGCAAACAAUAAUUAACGAAAAGUCGAUGAACAUUGUUAAAUCCACAGAUUCGUCUGCUGUCGAAAUACCUUUGAUAAAUUUGGUAGAAUCGACAAAACAACAAGUCGUAUCUGAAAUAGAUAUUUUGCAAGCAUUGAAGAAAGAAAUUUUGGGUGAAACAACAUUUCCAUUGGACAAUGACAUAGUGACACCACCUUUACAUCAACCAAAAAUUACUAAAGUAGCGAGCGCUCAAGAAAUAGUGAAAAAUAGAAUAUCGAUCGAAAAAUACAAACAGAAAUCAAAUUCCUCACCGAAGACUUUUCUUGAUGUUAGCAUUAAAUCAUCAAAAGAAGAUCGAAAUAAGAAACAGAGUUUGAAAUUAACAGAAAAAGAGUGUAGCCGAUUCAAUUUUCCCAUUAAAUUGCCAUUAGAUGAAAGUUCCGAGGAUGAGGUGAAUGAAUCAAGUUAUUCUAUAGACGAUAUAUACUGUGAUUUGGCCCCAAAAUCACCUGAUCAUGACGAUUUUGCAGACACAGGUAUUAAACCACCCGUAAUAAUACCCAGUGAUCCCGUUAAAACACCAGAACUAGUAUCUACAUUUGCAGAUGUUGAUAUGAGAAAACCUUUAAAUGUCACGAUCGGUAGUUUACCUAAUUUAAAAACGCUAAAUGACACACAAGUUGAAAACAAAAGUGAAUCAGAAGAAAACUUAAAUUUUGAAAAAAAGAAAUUGCAAUUGGUUGAUCCCAGAAAAAGUAGAACAGAUUCUACUAAUAAAGACGAUGUAUUUCCAACCUUUAAUCCUCUGGAAAACAAUAUUAAUACACAUAAUCAAAAUAAGCGAAAUUCGCUUCCUUCAACAUCAAACAUGUCAUCGGGGCCAAAUAUGACCCCUUUAAUAGCUCCUAAUAUGACUCCAAUUAUGAUGACACCGAAUUCUCGAUCAUUCGAAAUGACUCCAUCUCGCAAUCCCUUCGACAAUGAGGAAUAUCCUGACCGUAAACAUGUUUACGCACCAUUAUUUCCUCCUUUAAAUUCAUUUGAAUCAAAGGAAACUCCGAUGGAAUUUAAUCGAUUUGAAAAUAAUCGUCAGUGGGAAGAAAACCAACCGAAUCCGCUGACGAAACGAGAUGUAGAUUAUAGAAUAUUUAAUCGUGAUUGCUUUCAGAAUGAAAUAAGACAAGAAAAUUUUAUUGCUGAUCCAAGGGAUUCCUACAAUAGAAUGGAUUGUCCUCCUAAUCUACCCUUUGGUAGAUUCGAAGGGCCUUCAACAUCUAUGCCUCCUUUCAGUAGACUUGACUGUCCAUUAACACCUUUACCGUCUUUCGGAAGAAUUGAAUGCCCUGCAACACCGUUGCCUUCAUUUGGAAGACUUGAUUGCCCGGGUACUCCUUUGCCAUCUUUUGGUAGACCAGAAAUGCCAAUGACUCCAGUACAUCCGUUCGGUCGCUCAGAUGGCCCGGUAACGCCAGUACAUCCGUUCGGUCGAUCAGAUGGGUCGAUAACGCCAGCGCAUCCGUUCAGUCGCUCAGAUGGCCCAAUAACACCAGUUCAUCCGUUCGGUCGCUCAGAUGGCUCAGUUACACCAGUGCAUCCAUUUGGUAGGAAUGAUUAUGGACAAAAUUUUGCUGUUCGGCGCAAUAGGCGCAAUCGAAACUCUGAAUUUGACCACUAUUCUAGGUGGGAAGAUGAUACAGAAAAAGGUUAUAGAGAUUUUAAGUUCAAUUCAGGCUUUAAAUCAGAGCAAAGAUUAUUUAACUCUUCUUCUUCUGAAUCGUACAAAAGAUAUGAACCCAAUGUACCUAAUAACGAUAUAAAUAAAUCUCGUGACAACAAACACGAUAGAUAUUAUAGAGAAUACCCUCGAGAUCGUGAUUAUAGAAGGGGAAGAUCACAGAGCCGAGAUAGUGAAAAUAAUCGGCAUCAAUCUAGAGAUAAUUGUAGAGGUGGUAGAAAUUCGGAUAAAUAUAAAUUCUCGGACUCGAAAAAUCAAUAUAAUCCACGCGAGAAAAGUGUUACUCGAGGUAAAUCAAUAGAAAGAAACGUAGCAAAUUCGUUCAAUAGAGCUUCCAGCGUCAGUCGUAGCUCUCAAAACGAUAGCAAAUUAUCUAUACAAAAUUCUGCUGGCCGCUCGUUUACUAUUGAUACGAGUGUGAAAAGUACCUUUCAGGGCUUAGAUAGCGGGCAAUCGGAUAAUUUUAAUGUUCGAAGACAACGAGCCGCCAGCGUUGGACGUUCAGUUGUUCGAGAGUUUGACGACCGCGAUGACCGUGACUCACAUAUGCUAAGAAAUGAUUUACAAAGAACAAUAUCACAACAUUUAGAAAAGCGCAGAAGUUUUAGUCGCGCACGCAGUGUUGGAAGGGAUGUUUCUGUUCAGCGCUGUAGCAGCUUAAAUGAUAUUAAGGCCGAUUUACGAUCUUUUAAAUUGAAUAAUGACAUUAAUGUAAAGAAAAAACAUGAAAGAGAAAAAUCUAACAAACUCAUUAAAAAUAAAGACAUUCACCAUAAAGGUCAAAAAAAUAAUCCAAAUGAAAAAUACUCUCCCAGGAAGAAUUAUAGAGAUCCCAGAAUUCGACGCGAACCGGGAUUAGAUACAAGUGAUGAUAAUAAACAUCACAGUCAUGAUUCUAGAGGCUAUGGAAUAGUUUAUUCUGAUGAUAAUAUAUCUAAAGGUACAAUACUUGGUCCUGGUUCUUGUGUUAAGAAUUACAGAAUUCCAAAAAUUAAACGAUCACCAGAGAAAACAAUUGUCAAUGAAAGUUUAAAAGAAAUUAAACAAAGAGAAACCUCGGAAGCAACGUGUGAGUCGGAGGAUACGAAUAAAAAAGCAGAGACAAGCACACAAGAAUGCACUAAAUCGAACAAUAUGGAAGUAUCAACUAAAAAAUGUAAUAAUACGUCAUCAUCCCUUUCAAAUAAUAAUGAAAUAGAUGUAAAAGUUACUUUAGUUAGUCGUGAAAUACUAUCAGAUUCUGUAAAAAGUUUUGAUGGUGGGAUAAAAAAUAAUGAAACUGAACUUUCAGUUCCAGUCCUUGAAAAUAGCAAUAGGCGAAUAACAAGAUCUCUUAAAUUUAGCUCUGGUGUAGAAUCAUCAUUAGAUUCACCUGUAAAACGAACUAGAAAAUGCAAGAAACCUGUUAUAUAUGAUUCAGAAUCUGAUUCAGAACAAAAUAGUUGUAAAGAUGAAGAUGAAAAAACUGAAAAUGAUGAUGUAAGAAAAACGGCUUUGAAAAUUAAUUUAGUAAACAAAAUUUCGACAUCUAAACAAAAACUUGCAACCGACAAAGCCGAUAAAAAAUGUAAUGAUGAUUUGAAUUCUAGUUUUAGCGAUAUAUUUUCGGAUAAUGUUGCCUCGGAUCCAGUUUUAGAUAAUAUUAACGCUCUGAUAGCGGAUAUAGAUCACGACUUGGAUACAUCAAAGACCAUGGACUCGCAAAACCAAUUUACACAAGAAAUAACACUAGAAAAUAUGCUAGAGAAUAUAACAUCGUCAGAUAGUAUGGAACCCGAAAAAUCUAGUCAAGUAAUAAAUGUUCCGCAAAUCGGGAGGGAACCAAGAUCUAAAGACUUUGACUUUGAAAAGCAAGAAGAAAAUAAUAUAAAUUAUACCAGCUCAAGCGCAUUUGAAAAGUCAAAGGACGGACGAGAAAAUAUACAGGAUAAUAAUUGCACUGCCACAGAUAAGUUAAAUCCCAAAGAAAAUGACAACAUUGAUUCUCUCGAAAAUAGCAAAAAUGCAGAUAGUGAUAAGAAUGAGGCAGUAGUAUCUACUACAAAAGAUGAUGUACAGGAUCAAAACAAAGAAGCAAAUACAAAAGAUCAUAAUGAUGUUAUGACCACACCAGAUAGCACAAUAACUUUAAAUAAUGCGAAUGAAGCAAUAAGUCAAGAGGUCCCUGACAGUACAAAUGAAUCAAGUAAUGAUGUCAUAUCGACCAAUUGUGAAAAUGAUAAUGUCAAACAAAUGUCAGAAGUUCACAGUAAAGAUUCUUCAACAGUCCAUUCAUCGCAAGAUAUAGAUAAAGGGGAUACUAUCGGAAAGUUCUUGUCAAUUUUGCAAGAUAGCAGUAGAAUUAAUGAAGUUUUAUCAUUUCUUAGUGAAAAGUCAUUAGAUAACGAAAAGAUUAAAAAAAAAUUAGAAAAAUUCAGAGAAAUUGUAUUAGAUGAUGAAGAUGAUAAAAAAGACAACAAUAGUUCUUGUAUGAAAAAUGAUUGUAAUGAAACUGAAGUAAAAAGUACGUCGGACUCUGGUGAAUUCCUUGAAGUAAAAAAAUACACAGAAAUUCCAGAUGGUAGUUCUAUACCGGAAUCAAAAUUAUCUAUUGAAAAGUCUACAAAAGAGAACAUAAACAAAGUAACUGAUGAAAAUACGAAUACAAAUAACGAUUCAAAUAAAAAUGUUGCAGAAAAAGCUGGUGAUGAGGGAACUAUCCUUAAUGUACCAGGCACUACGGAGAAGCACGAUAAUGAUAAUGCAAAAGAAAAAGUGAUAAAGAUUAAAGAUAAUACUGAAGAUAUCGAAGAACCACAAACUAAAACGAUUUCCGGUAAGAAAAUAUUAAAAGGUAACCGAAAGAGUAAAAAACGUGGAUUAAAUAAAGGUCAAUCAAAGAACAUAAAUCGUGUAACGAGAUCUGGAGCAAUAUCUAAACCUAAAGGAAAAAAGCCAUCACGAGAGCUUUUAAGUCUUCAGGCGGACAUAAGAGAAAUGUUCAUAAAAGAUGACAUUUUGGGAGGGACUACUGGUAUAAGAAUGUGUCGUUUAGCGAAAUUAGUAGACGAAAAAUCUCAAAGCCCAAAAGAGGAAGUAUCAAAGUCUGAAUAUGAACCAAUUGUACGAAUAGAAAAGUUUAAAAAUAUAAAUAGCUAUGACUCAAAUGAAUCCACUGAAAAAAGCUCUAAGAAAAAGAAUAUUAAAACAAAAUCCAGGGCUGCUCCUGACACCGGAAAUAAAACUGUUACUGAUAAUUCAAAAACCAAGACAAGUACUGAAAAUGACCCAUAUCUUUUUGAAACUGAUUCAUUCAGUGAAAGCUAUACAAAUGAAAAGGAAGAUGAAAGUGUCUCUGAGUGUGAAAGUGAUUCAGCAGAUUCAUUCAAAAGUGAAAAUACGGAACAAAUGGAGGUGAAGAGGAAACCAAAACGAAGGAGACGUGCUUGGCAAGCGGGAGUUAUAGUACCCAAAAAUAAGAAAAAGAAAAAUCAAGCUCAUGCACAACCGAAAUUGACAAAUAACUCUUCCGAUAAUCCGUUGAUACUAGAAAAUAAAGCUAAUAUUCCUGAUCCUAAUUGUUUUACAGACAAGAAUUACUGUUUCAUUAGAAAUGUUUCCACAUAUUCAUGCCGUUUGUGCGAAUAUGAAGGAAGUCACAUAGUUAAUCAUUAUAAGAAGAAACAUCCUCAAAUUGAAAUACCACUCUCUCGUAUGAGUGCUGAUAUAGCAACGGAAGCUAUAAAGCAAUGUGAAAAGGUGAAUCUGCAGUCUAUAAGUAAGCUACCUAGUAACCGAUAUAUUUGUAGGUUUUGCUUUAAAGAAUUUUUUAAUCAUAAAAAUCUGUUGGAGAAUUUCUUUUGGCAUAUAGUAAGUGUACAUACUGGAGAGUAUAAAGAAAGUCGUUCCGGAUGUGAUAAUGACGCUCAAUAUCAAUCUGAUUUAGACAUCCCCCCUCCUCCUGUAGCUCAGAAGGGCCAAUUAAUCGGUUAUAUUUGUGGAAUAUGUAAUUACACACAAGUAUCAUUAGAAAAUUUGAAGAACCAUGUUAUUAAAAGACAUAAUGAUAAACAAACUGAAGUAUUUACUAUCAACAUGUCUCAUAUGUCCACAAAAACAAUGAAUACUCUUCUAAAACGAAUGCAAAAAUUUAGCAAUGCAAAAGGAACUGAAGAACAGCGUAAUCUUAGAAGCACAAGAGCAAAUGUUAAUACUGACGUUAAUGAUGAAAAAAGUGAUUCCGAUGAAAGCGAUACGUGUGACAAUUCAUCGACAUCGAGUUCUAUCCAAGAAAAAAACAAAACAAUUAACGAUAACUUUUUUAGUAUUCAAUCUAAAAUAACAUUUGAGAAUGAUAGUGAUACCGAUAAAAUGUCAAAUCAACAGGAAAGUAUCUUGAAGAAGGUUAAAUUGGAGCCAGAAAUUAUGGAUAAUCCAACAGAAUUUGAAGAAGUAUCUGACAUGAGUGCUCCAUCGCUACCAUAUGAUGAAGGAGACACUCCUAAAGAAAGCGAAAAAGAUAUACCAAGUAACGAUAUAUUCCAAUUACCUCAUUUCAAGGUAAGCUAUUCUGAAUCUGGGUCGAAGGAAUAUAUUUGUUGCAUUAACAAUAUGCACCACUAUAAAUCUACUUUAUUAAUAUCAUUAAAAAGACAUGUACAGAUAAAACAUUCCGAGAAAUGGGAUGGUUAUUGCUGCAUUUGCAAAGCCAUUGUAACUCCUCUAGGAGUGUAUAAUUUUUAUCAUUGUUUAAAUCAUUUUCUCGAGAAUCACUUUGAUAAUAUUCCCGUCAUGGAGAAAGACGCGACAGAAACGGCUGAGCAAACUAAUACACAAACAAAAAAUAUCGAGACCAUGAGCACUCCUAAACCAUUUCUAUCUGUGCGGCCUUUAUCUGAACUUAUUUCUAAGAAUACUGACAAUGAAUAUUCCACAAACACUCCGAGAUUUCCCAAAAUCGAGAGUGUGGUAAGUCUAGGAACGGCCGCGGAAUCCAAUAAUAGUACUCUCGUUUAUCCUCGAACAGAAGUUGCACAAGCCGAACCCAAAAACUACUUAUACGAAGAAGCUCAAGCCGAAAUAAUGUUGAAGAAAAAUAGAAUAGUAUUGGAUGCUAUGAUGACUCAUGAAAAAUUGGUACAUGUAUUCAAAUGUGCAGGAAGAUUUUGCUCAUUUACGACUGACAGCGCAGAAGAUGCUCUCCUCCAUGCAAGCACACACACACGAGUAGGGGGUGACAAUGCAUUGAAAUGUGUCUAUUGUGAUUACGAUACUUCAGACAAUGCCAUCGAUUUGAUAACACAUGUGUUUAAAACACACGGCUACUGCCAAUACGUAUGUGGCUUUUGUUUUUACCGAGCGGCUGCGAGCCAAUUAGUAAACGCGCAUAUUUGCCGGAUGCAUGGAGAUGUACAAGUUAAAACGGUUUUAAAAACUUCCUUUGCGACUGAACCUAUUAAUGAGACAACACCUUUAACGAGAGUAGAUGCAGUUCCAUUCUACAUAUGUAAUAUCGAAGAAGAAGAAAAUGGCGCAUGCAAAUUUAAAACGUAUACCCCAGGAAAGUUUUGUGAACAUAUAACUCUUAAACAUAAAAAUACAACCGAAUAUAAAUGUUUCGUAUGUCAUAUCUCUUCAACAUCGGUGGCAGAAUUAAUUCAACAUCUGAAAACACAUGGACUAAGAUUAUAUCAAUGCGUUUGGUGCGUUUUUGGAGCAGAUAAUGAAAAUGACCUAUUAGCCCAUGCUUCAAGCAAACAUCCAGCAUUACAACCUCAAGCAUAUUUGAGAGUUAUUACCAACAAGGAGGGAACAUCGGAAUAUAGAGUAUUACCUCUAGCGCAACUAAAUAAAUCUAAUAUCCCUACAUUAGAAAUAACACCCCACGGUCUUAAAGAAAAUCCAGUAAAAGAAGCCGAAAGAUCUGUGGACUUGGAAAAACUUAUUGGUCAUACGACAAAUUUUAUAGAAUCUAUGGCUACUACAAUUGAAUCAGAGGCAAAUAACAAAAAUCAAGAUGCAAAUGGUAGUUUUCUAUUACAACCAUCAACAAGUUUCGAUACUAGACCAGUCACUCCCCCCGCAUUUGUUCCAGAGACGUUUACACCAUCUCCAAAUAUCAAGAUAGAGGAGCCGAAGACAUCUCCUGUAAAAUCUUUGAUAAACACAUCUGAUGAAAUAGUGUGCUUAGAUAGUGAUGAUGAGGAUAACACGAAUACUACGCAAAAUAUUGUUAACGAAAGUUCUUUCCCCAGCGAAUUAGAUAAAAAGUAUACAAAGUUGCCUGCGCAACUUUUAUAUUUGUGUUCAAAAUGUAAGCUUAUAUCGAAAAAUGUGAAAAUUUUUAAACUCCACCUUCGAUCAUGCUUCCCUUCUAAUACUGCUGAAGUGCCAUGUGCAUACUGCUCAUUUAAAGGCACUAGAGUACCCUUAGUAAAACAUUAUUCUGACGUCCAUCUUUUAAAAUCAACGACUAGUAAUCUAUUCCAUUGCUUCAAAUGUACCGAAGUUUUCCCGACAGUGAUGCAAGCGAAAGAUCAUCUUAAGCUACACCACAAUGUAACCUCCUAUAAUGUAACCUCGAAAUAUCUGAAUGGACAGCAAGUGUGCAUUGUGGGUGAAAAUGUAAAGAAGACUGUUUCUGGACGCAAACGAUCUUUGGGUAGUGGUGAAAAAGUGGAGGAACCGCCGGCUAAAAUGAAAAAAUUUGGUCCUCAAGAUGUUGAUCAGUUGCCUAUUAACCCUAUCUUGGAUUAUUCAGUAUGUUGCGCUCUAUGUGAAUUUAGUACAAAAGUUCGUUUGAAUAUGGUUCGUCACUUACAACUCCAUGCGAAUCAGCAGCCCGUCCCGCAAACUGCACCAGUGAACCCCGUUCCCCACCUUGAAACCAAUGAAAAGCAUUUCGAUAAAAUGGUGAACCUAGCGUCGAGUUCUUUGAUUAUCCGUACGUCAGAGAAAACUAACAAAAACGAAAGUCCCAUAGUCAGCGUCCUCAUCCCACCUGAAGAGGCAGCACGCUUUCCCAAGUAUGUUCCCGAGAGGCAACGUAACACCUGUGGUGCGAAAGGUUGUGCUUACACAUCCGUUGAUGAAAACAUGUUAAAAUAUCAUUGGGAGGCGUUGCAUUCGGGUAGCAACACCUUUCACUGCGUACAUUGUCCACCCAACCAAGCUUUAGACACCACCCUACCUCUUACAGCGUCUCGCAUUAUAGCACAUCUGAAAAUGCAUGACGUUCGUCUAUAUGCGUGUUCACAAUGUUCUUAUUAUCAUUAUAGGCGUCAAGUGGUAGAUAAACAUAUCAAGGAGAUUCAUAAGACAGGCAAUGUUAUGAUUGUUAGGGAGGAAAUUAGUCAUCCUUCAGCUAAUGCUGCAGUACCCGUGGCGCCAACAGUCGCAGCGCCUACCAUGGACUUGAAACCGUGGCAGUGUGGUCUGUGUGAAUUUAAGAGUUUGUUACGACCAGAAGUAAUCGAGCAUUGCGCGAAGAACCACCAAUCUAAGAUGCAAUAUAAAUGCGCUUAUUGUGCAUUUAGGACUUCAAAUAUGGAAAAUAUAACAAAACAUCAGUCUUUGUCUCAUCAAGGGAAACCCGAGGAGACAUUGUACUAUUAUUACAGAGAGGGCUCUCUGCCAAGCUCUGAUGGGAUUCCAUAUUGGCAAAUACAAAAAAAGAAGUUUAAUAUGCACGAAACGCGUGUAAAACUGGAAACAUCUGAAUCUGUAACGUCAGCUGCGUCCACGGUACCUCAAAAUCCACCUACUACUACAGUUGAUUUGAAUAUAGUAAAACAGGAAGUAAUAGAAGCUCAAGAAGAAACCAUUGAAGACCUCUGUAAACAUUUUGGAGAAUUUUGCGAACCGAAUGGACUGAAAUAUAAAUGUUCGUUAUGCAAGAACGUCAUAGAAGAUACGAAGGAGGCAAUGCAAUCCCAUUUAUAUGAAGAAUUAAAAUAUAGGAAAUGGGGAUGUAGUAUAUGCUUAUACAAAGCUUUUCACAAACGCGGUUUAAGUGAACAUAUGCAAUCUGAACAUCGCCAGAAUCGAGAUCCUGUGGAGUUAAACGUAGACAUGAGAGUAGAGACAUGGGUUACCAAACAAUUGGAAUAUCAACACUCAAUUAUCGAGAAGAAUAAAGAAAAAUUAGCUCAACAGAAGGAAGAAAUCCUCAAACAACCUCCUGGUUCUUCACUAUUACUGUCGUCUCAACCCGACACCGUUUCGAUACCGAAACCUUCGACUCCUAGUACAGAGAAACCAAGCUUGGAAGAUGUAGCGAAGAAAUUUGGUCCCUUUGGUGCUCCUGUAAACAUGUCUUACUGUUGUCCAAAGUGCAACGUUGUUAUUCCGGAAGACAAUCUAAUGCGCGAUCAUCUGGAAACAGAAUUAAACAAGAUCAGGUGGUGUUGCAGUGUAUGUCCACUAACAUUCCAAUCGUAUCACCAAGCUCAAUUUCACUGUAAAACCCACACGGGCAUGUCGUCUCGUCCACUCGAAGCGCCAAGAGACACGGGGCUCAGAGCUUCGUGGGUUAAUGCUGUUUUGGAUACGCAAAAAACCUUAAUGAAUAACAAUCCUGCACCAGAUAAUGCGACACAACCCUCAAACCAAUUACACUCACCGGAACCAGACAACUCCUUGCUCGUAGUCAGAUACGAAGAAAGAGUACCAACACCUGAAGUAGAAGCUAUAAACAGAUCUACCAGUGAAGACGAGAAAUUAAUUAUCGACGAAUCACUCAAGAAUAGAAAGAGGAAAGCUUCCCUUGUUUGCGAUUAUUGCACCUACACAACCACAAGCGAAAAAUUCUUAAAGGAUCACAAAUUACGGCAUUAUGGGCUGCAGCCUUCCACCUGUUUCUACUGUAAAUUAACUGGAUCAACGAAAACGCUAUCGAAACACCAAAAGAUUUAUCAUUCCAAUCAACCGCCCAACAUAGUAUCCACGGAACUUCCUGCCACCGAUCCGCACACUUGGAUAAAGGAACUAAAAGACCGUAACGCCUACAACGUUAUUAUAUGCCUGCGAUGCCAGUCACCUUUAAUGGAGACAAAUGCCAAGUCCCACGUACACGAAGAUUCUGAACCAGUAUUUUGUAAAUUCGGAGAAGUUGUUGUAAAAUGCACGACCUGCUCCACAUUACAUAUGGAUGUCAAUAAAUUCUCAAUUCACUGCAAAUCUCAGCAUCCAGAUGAAGAUAACUAUGUGUUUUAUAAACUCACCCAAAACAAACUGCCGCAGUUCAGUUGCUCUCACUGCCCGCAGAAAUUUAGUCUAAAGAAAGAUUUAAAGACACAUAUCGAGUGUUCGCAUAUAGGCGAAGUAAGUAAGCAAACGUUUGAUUCUCUUCCGACUACCUCUGCUCAGAGUGAAGUGAUUUUAUUAGAUGAUGAAGAUGACGGAUCAACGUCUCGAAAAGUACAACCACCCAAUAGAAAAGUUGCAAGAAAAUCUACAACAAAGUUGCCAAAUGUUAGAGCUGUGGCGAAGAAAUCAACAACAAAGCUACCUUUUUCUGCACCACGUGAAGACGAAGAGUACUCGUAUUAUGGUACCAAACCAUCUACCGAUGAUCUUGACAAUAUAACAACUUUAAUGCCAUUUUAUAAUACCCUUAUGCCAUUUACCUACAAGAAGUUAAAAGAAGUGCUAAACAUUACUCCUCAAGUGAGAGUUGAAAAAAUAAGUAUUGUCGAGGAAAAGUGAUUGUAUAUAGAUUUAUAAUUAUGAACAAUUCCUAAAUGUCUACCUUUUGGGGAGUCUAAUCUGUGAUUCAAGCAUUCUUAAUUUAGUUUAUAAAUACCUUAACUCACUAGUUAUAUUUAAGAUUUUCUAGAUUUUAUUGAUUUUUCGACUGAUUUAGUGAUAGAUUCUUAAGUCAGAUUUAAUUUUGUUUGUUGUUUUGUCAGCGUUUUUUUAUUGUAAUUCAGAUUGUAACAAUUUGAUUACUAUGUAGGAGGUUGUGUUGAUAUAAAUUAUAUCAUGAAUGUAUGUACAUAAUUGCAAGAGUAUGUUGGUUAAAAUAACCAUUUUUUUUUCUUCCUAAGAUAGAAGCAAAUGAUUGUGCCGAAUCCAUUUGAUUUUGUCAGGUGUAAUUAUUUGUGCGGAAUAAAUCAGAUUUUUUUAUUA